Molecule: messenger RNA, 1829 nt
Organism: Papaver somniferum (opium poppy)
Lineage: Eukaryota; Viridiplantae; Streptophyta; Magnoliopsida; Ranunculales; Papaveraceae
Exons: 7
Coding region: 1074-1454 (126 amino acids)
Source: RefSeq, a predicted model, not a curated record
UCCUCAAAGGAGAGAAAAACAAGGAUUUCUCACACAAAAUUACCGAAAAAUCCAUUCACAAACAUAAAAUAAACUUAUUCCGUUCACGAAAAACCUAAGAUCAAACUCUACGAACAAAACCAGUUUUUUAAUAGUCUGCGAGUUUUGAAUUUUGCUUAUUUCUUUUUAGUAUUAUCUUCCUAUUUUGAUUUUGAUUGGAGUUUUUUUUUUUGGUUUUCCAAAGAACCAAACUGCGAAACCCUAAACCUAAACUUUUGCAGAGGUUAAACAAAACUUCUUCUUAAGGCAUUGAAAGAAUACAAAACCUAAAAAAUAACUGGUGGUGCAGCCAUCAUGAUUAAAAAGAAGAAACAAGAAAAUUAUCCAUCCAUAGUUUACGAUUCUCUUUUCCACAACCUUCAUCCUCUUUGAGAAGUUCAACAGAAGAUCGAUUGCAAUUGCUCUCGCCGUUCUGAGUAACGAUCUUACUCUCUUUCAACAUUUUUUCUUUUUCGAUUUGAGUUUUAACUUUCAUAUGAUUAAGAUUUGCAUGAAAAGAUAUCAAUGUUAUUUGUUUAGCAAUCUUUGCAACAAAUCGACUUUACCAGGUAUUAUUCUUUUAAUUAUGUUUACGAAGGUUGUCUCUGAAUCUCCUAAAUUAGUAGAUUAUGAGUCCCUGCAAUUAUCCGUGCAAUAUAUAUUGCCUACUAACAUUUGCUUAUAUCUAAUUAUGAAGUGUCCCCUCGACGACGAGCCAGGUCAGUAACUAAAAUCCAUUAUUUUGUCAAUGUUUUUUUCUUCUGCGAAGCAGUUUUCACACUCUAAAUGGCUACUAACUUCUAACUAAAUUGUUUUUAUGAUUUUCUAGAUAAAUAUUAACUCUACAGAUACAAGUGACGACAUUUGAUUUUAUUUCUGAUAUUGUUAAGAUCCAAGGAGAUAUAUAUUUACAACUGAAACAAUAACUUAACAUUUGUUAGUGUGUUGGUAAUUGUGUUUGUUGUUGUCUCUUCCAACUGAAACAAUAUGUUCCUCCUUCUUUGGUCUAAUCUUUUUCUUCCCUUAAAAUGAAGGUAUGAGAUGCCCUUAAGAAUAUGGAGAAGAAUCCCAAUGAAAAUGAAGUUGCAAUAAGAAGCAGUGCUCAUAUAUGCAGAGUAUAUCGCGGAGCAGAAAAGUGUGCAAGGUUUCGAAGGGAAAAACAAAUAAUCCUAGAUGGUUACAUACGACGAAGAAAACUGCGUCCAAGCUCUUUACAGAUCAACACUUUACUCCAAAUUCUGGCAACAAACCCAAGAUGUGGACUGAGAAUUGGACCGGAUGCUUCCAAACUUUCUGUGGGUCUGUUCCUUACAGACCAGGGUAAGACAUUGCAUUUUCUGUGGCAAGGAUUUUCCAAAGAGGCGGAACUUUCCAAAAUUACUACAUGUAUCAUGGCGGGACAAACUUUGGCCGGACUUCUGGAGGAUCGUUUAUAACCACAAGCUAUGACUACGAUACUCCAAUAGAUGAGUGUGGAUAAUCAGGCUGCAUGUUAGAAUAGUUCUUGGACGUGGUGGAAGGAACAAAAUAGACUCAAUAAAAUUUGUUGCUAAUUGUUAAUUCAUGUAAUGAGAUUGUGGACUCGAUCUUUCUGCAUUUGCCGGUGAUGAUUCAAGUAUAUUGCAUACUUAGAGAGUUAAGAUUAUUAGGCGAAUUAGGACUUUUGGACGAAUGGUGCAAAUAUAUCAAAUGAUCAUGUUACCCAUUCAUGAGUUCUAACCGGUGUACCUGUUGGGGCGAACCACAUAAUUCGAAAAUUAUUGUGGCACUAAUUUACCAUCCGCGAGUAAGUUGAUCACUAUCUUUCUUAU